AUGAGCGGAACCUCCAACGUUGGUCAGAGCUCGGUAUACGAGGCUGGUGAUCAGAGAAACGUCCCUCAAUCAGAAAUCGAGCAGCAAAAGAAAGAUGAUAGAUUCCACGAGGGAAAGGAGCAUAGCCACAAGGCCAAUGACUCAAAGGAUGAGAGAACCAUUGCCAACAAGCUCGAGCGUGAAUCCAAGCGAGAGCAAGAGGGAGAGGAGGAUACCAAAGAGGUUGCAGCAUUGAAGAAAGACCCAACUCUCCCUGCUAAAAUGCACGGUAACGAGCCAUCCAAGGGUGCAAAGGUCGACGCCGAGCUUCAAAGGGAGGAGGAGGAAGAGUUAAAGAGAAAAGGCAAAGCUUAG
This is a messenger RNA of Glarea lozoyensis ATCC 20868, 354 nucleotides long. RefSeq lists its product as uncharacterized. The transcript has 4 exons. The coding region runs from base 1 to 354 and encodes 117 amino acids. The record is from RefSeq and is a predicted model, not a curated record. Lineage: Eukaryota; Fungi; Ascomycota; Leotiomycetes; Helotiales; Helotiaceae.